GAGGGGGUUUUGGAUAUAUUAUUACUGUAGGCUAAUGCAUUUCAAUAUGUUGUACGAUGUGCAAUAGUUUUCUUGUUUAAAAUACAGAGAUGAAGUGUGAAUUGUCCACUGUUGGCAGAAGCAUUAUAUAAUCUUAUUGGAAAUGAAGAAUAUCCCAGAAACUAUCGAUGAAUUAGUUACAACUAAUUACAAUACUUACCACAAACAGCCGUGGUACUAAUAAAUAUGUUAGUCGGAGUACAAUACAAGUGAAACUAUUUAUAUAAAUAUAGGGUUUAAAAACACUUUGAGGGAAAGGAAUUUUAAGGUCUUUUUGAUCUUUAAAUUUUAGCAUGAAAAAUUCAGCCGUUAAAAUCAAAGGCUAAAUUAUGCAUGGCUCUCUAGACUGAGUUCAAACAUCAGGCAUUCAUACAUUAGCCUAAACAACACAUUAAAUCAAACGAAGCAGAGGAAUGAAUUGAAGGAUUUCCCAGCGUAGGGACUGGUUCCAAAAACCAUGUCACGAAUAACGGAACCACAUAAAACAAUGUUGAUGUUAAAAGGCAUUUUAAUUGUCACCAUAGUAUUGACACACACCAGUUUUCUCCAAACAAAAUUCAUUUUAGUAAGUUAUUUAUGUAUUUAUUUAUUUGCAAAGAGGGGAAAAGAUGCUAAAUAACUACCUACCUUACUUUCCCCUCUGACAUUAACAUUAUCCCCUCAGACAUUAACGAGCUUUAAAAACGCAAUGUACUGAAAUGAUAUCUAUCACACGGCAUUUUCGGUAAUAAGGAAUAUGAAAGACUGCUUAUUAAACCCAUUGAAAUGAUGUCCACAACGAACUGAGAAAUUAAAACGUCAGACUGAUGCAAUGAAAGAAAUCAAUGAAAGAUCUGAUUUAAAUGAGACCGUACUGUGUGAUUAAUUACAUUUGCUUAGCAGUGAGUCGUGUUAAAAAGGGGAAUACCACUCACAUUCAAAGGAAUUAAUACACCACUAUUUAAAUCCUUUUUCUAAUCAAACAUGCGUUACAUCGAGUAUCUAUCCUAGUGGCUCGUCUGGAUGAAAGCGGUGAUUUUGCCAGUAUAAUUAAUCAUAUUAAAAACUAGGUUACGCAUCAUAACCAAGUUAAUUGUCAAACGGUUUUUGACGACUUAGUUAAUGCGCAAUAAUUCUGAUGUCUAGAUGGACUGUUUAUUGUAUUAAUUCAGAGCUUCUGUUCGGUGCAGCCGCUCAAAUUAGGUAUAGGGUUGUUUUAUUGCAGACUAAAAUGUAUCCGGUUUAUGUAUUUAUUUAUUUAUUUAUUUAAUAUUGAUUAAUUAUAAAAUAGAUCCAAAAAAUAAAAUAAAAAUAACAAUAAUGGAAAACAUGCAAAUAAAACGAGCUAAACAGAUUAUUUAUUCCACUCAUGUGUAUUGUUUCAGUGGAGAACAAAGCAUAGACUGAAUGCGUUAUCGGUACUAUUCGAAGUUUUGUUCACCCAGUCGGUAUAUGCCCACGCUUUGUUAAGCCUGGAUGUGUUGUGUUUCAGUCACAGGCAGGAGAAAAUAAUACCGCAAUAUUUGUUAAGUACCAGUUACACCGCAGAAGCCUCAGUCCACUGCACAGUCAUUUUACAGUCCAACACACGUCUCGAUUUUAGCUUGGCAGUACCACGAAGCAUCAUUUAAGACAUUAAAUGCGUCUUGCUUAUCAUGAAAUGGUUAGGGUACAAUAAGAUUUAAACACAUCAAAAGCAAAAGACAGAUUCAUAUGCAUGCUGCUUGAACGAGGAUUGAACAGAGCGUACAGCGCAUUUGCUAACAUCAUGUGCGUGAACUAUAAUUAUUCAGUAAUCAUGAAUUAUGAUGUGAUGAUGCUGUGUGCUAAACAGACGGUGCCGGUCUCCAAUAUAUAAUUAGACGCCAGUGAACGCCGAUUGGAAGUCGUGCUCAAGGGAGGCGGGUAUAUUUUUAUUUCGGGGCGGUCUCUGUGUAUCGACCCCGCCCCCUCCCAUUGGGGUUAGUGUUCUUGUGUUUUGCUCCCAGGGACAGUCAAACCGGAUUCCUUAGGGGAAAGCGCACAAAUCACUCCCAUUUUAACAAGGGGGAAAACACGGGAUCUUCAUCCACAAGGGUCCACCUUUCUUUCUAGCAUCCCAUUUCUCAUUCAUUUCCUUUAAGGAGAGAAAGAUCUGUGGUGAAAAAAAGAAAAAAAAAACUUGUCACUAGAAGAUGAUGACACUUGAUCUAGCAGUUUGAAAGCUGUUGUUGACCCUAUUAUUUCGUAAACUGACAUCAGAUCUGUUUAUUAAGGCUUUUCUUAAAACAGAAGGGACAGCAGUCAGCCCUCAAGUAUUGUUUUUUCAGAUUUGCAGUCAUUUUUUUUCCUGCUGAUUGUGCCUAUCUACAAACCUGGAUUCUGACAGCGUGGUCCCUCUCUCCUGAUAUCGUUUCUUUUUUUUAUAUACACGUUACAAGGUCGGGGGGGGGAAAAAAAGGUUGUUUUCAUGUUUGGGAUUCAGGAAAACAUUCAAAGGAGUGGGAGCAGCAUGAAAGAAGAACCCAUAGGGACGGGGAUGAAUGCAGUCCGAACAUGGAUGCAGGGAGCCGGGGUACUGGAUGCAAACACAGCCGCUCAAAGUGGAGUGGGUCUAGCCCGGGCUCACUUCGAGAAACAGCCGCCUUCCAACCUGAGGAAAUCCAACUUUUUCCACUUCGUAUUGGCCCUAUACGACAGACAAGGACAGCCAGUGGAGAUUGAAAGGACUACUUUCUUGGGGUUUAUAGAAAAGGAAAAAGAAUCUAGUGGUGAAAAAACUAAUAAUGGAAUACAUUACAGACUACAGCUCCUCUACAGCAAUGGUAUUAGAACGGAGCAGGACUUCUACGUGAGGCUGAUUGAUUCCAUGACCAAACAGGCUAUUAUUUAUGAAGGACAAGACAAAAACCCUGAAAUGUGCCGCGUUUUACUGACACACGAAAUAAUGUGCAGCCGCUGCUGCGACAAGAAGAGCUGCGGCAACCGGAACGAGACGCCAUCGGACCCUGUGAUAAUUGACAGGUUCUUCUUGAAGUUCUUUUUGAAAUGCAACCAGAAUUGCCUAAAGAAUGCUGGGAAUCCACGGGACAUGCGCAGGUUCCAGGUUGUUGUUUCCACAACAGUAAACGUGGACGGCCAUGUCCUCGCAGUCUCAGACAACAUGUUUGUGCACAACAACUCAAAGCACGGGCGGAGGGCUCGGAGGCUUGAUCCCUCGGAAGGUACGCCCUCUUAUCUGGAACAUGCAACCCCAUGCAUCAAAGCCAUCAGCCCCAGCGAGGGAUGGACUACAGGAGGGGCCACAGUCAUCAUAAUUGGAGAUAAUUUCUUUGAUGGCUUGCAAGUCAUCUUCGGUACCAUGCUGGUCUGGAGUGAGCUCAUCACUCCCCAUGCGAUUCGAGUGCAAACCCCACCGAGGCACAUCCCCGGGGUGGUGGAAGUCACACUGUCCUACAAGUCCAAACAGUUCUGCAAAGGGACCCCUGGGAGGUUCAUCUACACAGCUUUGAAUGAACCAACCAUUGACUAUGGCUUCCAGAGGUUACAAAAGGUCAUCCCUAGACAUCCAGGCGACCCUGAGCGUUUACCAAAGGAGGUUAUACUGAAACGAGCUGCAGAUUUAGUCGAAGCUCUGUAUGGCAUGCCACAUAACAAUCAGGAAAUCAUCCUGAAGCGGGCAGCGGACAUUGCAGAAGCCCUCUACAAUGUCCCUCGCAACCACAACCAGCUCCCAGCGCUCAGCAACACGUCUGUGCACGCGGGGAUGAUGGGAGUGAAUUCCUUCAGUGGCCAGCUAGCUGUCAAUGUGUCAGAGUCUACCAACCAGGGUUUCACUCGGAACACGAGCAGUGUAUCGCCUCAUGGGUAUGUGCCAAGCCCCACACCUCAGCAGACGAACUAUAACUCAGUGACAACAAGUAUGAAUGGAUACGGCAACACUGGGAUGUCAAACCUGGGAGGAUCACCAAGCUUUCUCAAUGGAUCAGCUGCCAACUCACCCUAUGCCAUUGUGCCAUCCAGUCCUACCAUGGCCUCCUCAACCAGCCUGCCCUCCAACUGCAGUAGCUCCUCCGGGAUCUUCUCAUUCUCACCUGCCAACAUGGUGUCUGCCGUGAAACAGAAGAGCGCCUUCGCCCCUGUGGUGAGACCACAGACCUCGCCGCCGCCCACUUGCAGCAGUGCCAACGGCAACAGCCUUCAAGAUCAGUCUUUUGUGGACUCUAGCAAGUACUCCACUGCAGGCUCACUUCAGGGCCUGGCCUUCUCCUGAACUAUACCUGGAAUAAUUGUUCCUCCAAUGUAGAAGAUGAAGCUACGAGGGGAAAGAAAACAACUUUGAAGAAGACUUUUUUUUUUUUUUUUUUUUUUUUUUUUUUAACUCCAGAAGGAGGUUGACCGCAGGUCCCAGCGAGGAGCAGAACUUAUAACUCAGGCCUUUUUAAAAAGGAAUCACAUUUAAAAAAAAAAAAAAAAAAAAAAAAAAAAAAAAAAAAAAAAAAAAGAUUGCAACAGCUUCUAAAUCUUUCAACCUUUUGAACACCGCUGAGACACGGAACAGGCAAAGUGUUGUUCGAAUAUUGUAAGAAAUAUUUAUUCUAUGUUGUGGAAAAUAUCUGCUUUUCCAAUUCAUUUUUCAUUUCAGCGAACAAUCAUAUGCCUUUUAUAAAUUGUAAUGUACACAAGGGACACUAUAUCAGAGUUUUGUGUUUUUAUUUAUAAUGUUUAUAAAACUGUGCGUGUGAAGAGGGCAACUGAUUAGUUACGAUAGAAGGAAAGGGUAGUGAAAUAAUUAGCAUAGGGUAGAAAACUUAGGGCCUCUAAAUCAAUUUUUUUUAUUAUUAUUGAAAAGUAAGGGUCAACUGGUAAAUGUUGUUAAAUAAAUACCAUGUUUACCAUUUGCAUUAACCUGGUUGAAAAUAUCACCUAGAAAGGGAUAUAUUUGUGUCUACUGAUAGCUCUCCAGUAGUCUUAAGACAGAAUCAAGCAUAAGUAGAAAACUCAUUUAGAAGAAUAUAUUUUAAUCAUCCUUUGAGAAAACGUUUGCUACUGGACAAUGCAAGAAUAUCAGUCAUGCAUUGAGAUGGUGGUUGCAACAUGUUUUUUCCUUCCAUAAUAUAAAGGUAUCAUUUUAUAUUUUUUAAUGGAAAAUUCAAUCAUUUUGAGUAGUGGUUGCUAUCUUUUCUGUCCGAGUGACUGACAGCUUGGGUUGGCCCCUACUUUAGAGCAGUUUCUACAAUAUAUAUUAAAGGAUGAAUGAAAAUGCAAAAUGGAAAAUCUGCAAGAGUUUAUUGAUGCAUUUUUUUUUUUUUUUUUUUUAAAAAAGGGACGAUCACAGCACUUCUGAGUGGACAGAGGCCUAAGAUCGACUUUGGAAAUUAAUUUUGCCAGCACUGUAUUGAAAUGCUCUUAAAAAGUUAUUUGUCAAAAUCAAACCAAUACAGGAUAAGGCAUAUUUUGAAUUGUUUCUAUGUUAUUGAGUUUUGAUAUGUAGUUAUAAAUAUUGUCUGGUUUUUUUUUGGUUCUGUUUUUUUUUUUUUUUUUUUUGCCAAAGUCAUUGUUUGGAAUAUAUUUAUACAUUGAAAUAUCUUAAGGCAGCUUUUCAGUACAGUAACACAAAUUUUUCUAUUACGUAUGUUUGCAUAAAGAGCUUACUACCAUUAGCUUACACUUGCAAAUAUUAAAGUAAAAUAAAUAGAAAUUGGUUUUGAAAAAAGGGGGAUUGUGUAAAAUAUCCAUAUAAAUAAUCUAUUUAUCUUUGGAGUUUUGUACAUUGCCCCCCCCCCCCCCCCCCCCCCGAGUUUUAGUCUAUUGUGUAUGUUUGCUAUGUGAAAAAGUGCCCGACUCAUUUUGUCAUCCACAGUUGAUCUUGCUGUUUUAAAUGUGAUUUGAAUAUGUUUCAUUUGUAUUUAGUUUUCAUUUCUAGUAUUGUUUAAAACCAUGCUUCCAUUUUUUAUUAUUUCCAUCAAAAAGCCAUUGUCUA
Molecule: messenger RNA, 5980 nt
Organism: Polyodon spathula (Mississippi paddlefish)
Lineage: Eukaryota; Metazoa; Chordata; Actinopteri; Acipenseriformes; Polyodontidae
Product: transcription factor COE1
Exons: 17
Coding region: 2468-4270 (600 amino acids)
Biological process (GO): regulation of transcription by RNA polymerase II
Molecular function (GO): RNA polymerase II cis-regulatory region sequence-specific DNA binding; DNA-binding transcription factor activity, RNA polymerase II-specific
Source: RefSeq, a predicted model, not a curated record